This is a messenger RNA of Pelmatolapia mariae (spotted tilapia), 2663 nucleotides long. It is a transcript of the gene pgrmc1, whose product is annotated as progesterone receptor membrane component 1. The record is from RefSeq and is a predicted model, not a curated record. The transcript has 3 exons. The coding region runs from base 45 to 590 and encodes 181 amino acids. Gene Ontology annotation, cellular component: endoplasmic reticulum; membrane; endomembrane system. NCBI's taxonomy places the organism in Eukaryota, Metazoa, Chordata, Actinopteri, Cichliformes, Cichlidae.
CAAUCCCACCCAGCACACACGGUGCAGGGGAAAGAGACGACAACAUGGCCGAAGCAGAGAGUAGCGAGUUAACUUCUGGUGGAAUUUUUCAGGAGAUCUUCACUUCUCCGCUGAAUCUGACCCUGCUCAGUCUCUGCUUGUUCCUUUUGUACAAAAUCUUCCGCGGGGACAAACCGCCGGAGCUCAGCGAGGAGGACAAACCACUGCCCAAAAUGAAGAAGAGAGAUUUUACGCUUGCGGAGCUGAAGCCCUACGAUGGGCUGCAGAACCCGCGGAUCCUCAUGGCCAUCAACGGCAAAGUGUUUGACGUGACCAGAGGGAAGAAGUUCUACGGACCAGAUGGACCGUACGGAGUGUUUGCAGGCAGAGAUGCAUCCAGAGGUCUGGCAACCUUCUGCCUGGAUAAGGAGGGCCUGAAAGAUGAACACGAUGACCUGUCGGACCUGAACUCCAUGCAAAAGGAGAGCCUUUCUGAUUGGGAGUCUCAGUUCACCAUGAAGUACGACUACAUCGGCAAGCUUCUGAAGCCAGGAGAGGAGCCAACGGAGUACACCGAUGACGAGGAAGGAAAAAACAAGAAGGCGGACUAAAACAUGAACCGUGACCACAAGGGGGAACAAGAUGCCUUAAUGUAUAUUGGUAAUUUGAUAACCCUAAUAGGGUCGCUGAAAACUCUUCCACCUUCUGUCCAUCUCCCACUACUUUUGGACCAAUCUCGGCUUGUAUACAAUGACUGAAUUCAGUUUAUCUUUAUUAAUCUCGUCUGAAGGCAUUAACGGUUAGAAAUGCAGCUUUCUAAUGUAGAGUUCUUUAAUUGUUUAGAGCUGUUACUGUAAUCUCUCAAACACUGAUCCACCAACCAAUCCCAGCGUUUUGUUGAGCUCCUGGUAGUUAUGUGGUGCUGAAAAAGGUGAUCAGCUCAUCUUGAUGGUUGCCAGGUUUCACUGAAGGGUCUCAGGAAGCGAUUUUUGGUUAAAAUCAAGAAAAAUGUACUCCAGGUCUGAAGCAGGACAGCCAAUGUCAGAGUCAGAAUUCUGGUAUUUUUGAGUUUACUCCCAUUGUGGUGCCACUGUUUUGUUUUUUUUAAAAUACAGUUUUGUCCUGCAUACUUGCAUAUAUUGGAUCUUUCUCAAUUCAAUUCACUUUUAAUUUUAUAGGCUCAAAUCACAAUAACAGUUGCCUCAAGGCACUUUAUGUUGUAAAGACCCUACAAUAAUACACUAAUUAUAGACCAAUAGUUGCGUUUUAAUGCACAUGUCUGUUUUAAGCUAAAAGACUAUCAAAUCACAGAACUGUCUCCAUAGGUAACAGCCCUCUUUACCUUCUCCAGCAGUGUCACUCUACAUGUUAUACCCUCUGCCAUUCCUGCUACCUGGUGAAAGCAACUUGUUUUAGUUUAAAGGUAUUAAAGUACUAAAGUAUUUAGCUGAUUUGCAACUUCAUAUUUUUAUUGCUGCACUCUGUUAGAGUGACUUUUCAUCUUUUAUAGUUCAAAGUAAUCCUUAUUUAUCCUACGACAGAGACUUUCAGACACAGCCAACCUUUUUUCUGAUUGGCUGCCCAUCAGAAACACCAGGCAGAGUUCUGUGCCUGAGAUAACCAUAUUGCGGACAUCCCCUCUCUGUGACCUCACAGAGACCCAAAAGUAGAAAAAACUGUCUGAAACUGAGCAGUGUAAAGUCUGAACCUUUGGCUCACAGGGGUUACUUGUACAUUUGAGUCUUUGGGCGUGUGUGAUAUGAAAAUCCAUUGCUGUAAGAUGACAUAAAUCACAGGAAAUAAUAAUACACUGCCCUUGACACAGACUUGCAUCAUUAAAUCAAGGCCUUAAAGGAGGUAGUCUAAACACUGCUGGUGUCAUUGUUCUGUAGCCGCUACAUUGUGCAGUCCUUAACAUGAUAAGUUAAAUCUAAAACCCGUCCAUUGUCACUUUAAUUAUAAGUGUAAGUACAUUUUCCUUACAAACUACAUCUAAAUUUCACAUCAGGCCUGUUGUACUGAUGAUCUCUGAAGAUUUGUACCUGCAUGCAUGUUCAAACUGUAAGAGGAUGAUGAUGUACCAUAGGUCUGUUAUCCCUACCCUUCAAAUUAUUCCUAACAGUUCCUGUAGCUAAAAAAAAAUAUUUCAAGUAUAAAGGUCAAAUUUUGCAUGGCGUAAUUAAAUACACUAAAUCUGUCCCACAAAAUGAGCUGAUUUUGAGGGGAUUUGGUGGGAACUUUUAACAAAAGUAGUAGACAUGUAAAAACCUUGUCAGUAAAUGAAUUAGAAAAAAUGCGUAAUGGUAAGUGCGGUCACCAUGGUGCUCCUUUAAACGAACAAACAUUUGGAAAUUUUUUCCCCCCAUUUAUUCUGUUUACCUUGAUUUUAACACUAAAUCUAUGAUGACAGAGAGACCAAAACCAACCCUCAGAUCAGCUGUCAUGGACGUAACAGCUAAACUUUGAAACGUUUUCAAGCCUUCAGACGUGAGUUCAUUUGUAACUCAGGAGUUGUUUCUGACUGUAGAAAAAUGUUUUCUUCUAUGUAACUUCCAUUUAAAACAAACAAAACAUCCAAUAUGUUGACAUUCCUGGUAUGCGUAUAUAUGUUAUUCAUCAUACAGUCAUACUGUUAUAAUCCUGAAAUGACGUUUUGAUUUAAUAAAAAAAAACUACAAAAUGAA